Molecule: messenger RNA, 3627 nt
Organism: Ochotona princeps (American pika)
Lineage: Eukaryota; Metazoa; Chordata; Mammalia; Lagomorpha; Ochotonidae
Gene: CX3CL1
Product: C-X3-C motif chemokine ligand 1
Exons: 4
Coding region: 357-1610 (417 amino acids)
Biological process (GO): cellular response to interleukin-1; G protein-coupled receptor signaling pathway; positive regulation of GTPase activity
Cellular component (GO): extracellular region
Molecular function (GO): CCR chemokine receptor binding; chemokine activity
Source: RefSeq, a predicted model, not a curated record
CGGGUGUGUACCAGGCCCUUUGAACCCUAGAACGUCUUCCCAGGAAGACUGUAGGCCACAGAGCUUCUGGCCCAGGACCCCUGCGGCAGCCCCUCCGGCGGCGGCGGCGGCGGCGGCGGCGGCGGAGUCAGAUCGGUUCCUUGGCAACAUCCAGGGAGGAAUCUGUGCUCGCUCACUGGCUCCCUUCCGGCCCCCUCCCUGCUGCCUGCCUACGGGGGUUGGAGGCGGAGGCAGCAGCGCAGCCCCGUUAUAAAAAGCGACGGUGGCAGCGGCGGCGGGCAAGCAGGAGAGGGGGCAGUUCUGAGUCGCUUUGGACAGAGGGGCAGACGCGUGGCCCCAGCCUAAGACUCUCCGCCAUGGCUCUCAUCGCUGGCUCGUGGCUGCUGUGGCUGGCUGCGUUCUACCAUCUCAUGAUCCUAGUGGCUGGUUCGCGCUGGGACUUUCUCUGGCCUGAUGGUAAAGCCCUCCAGAAUAAAGGGCCCAAUACCAGUGAAGGUCAGCACUCCGGUAUGAAACAAUGCAGCUAUGAGUGCAAUGACAGCAACAUGACCCCGAAGAUUCCCUUGAGACUUCUCGCUGGCUACAAGCAUAAUGAGAAGUCCUGUGAAAAACGUGCCAUCAUCUUGAAAACAAAGAAAAACAAGACCUUCUGUGCUGACCCUGAGGCGCAAUGGGUCCAGGAAGUAAUGAAACACUUCGACCGCCAGGCCACUGCUCAGACCCCACACAGCGGCACAUUUGAGAAGCAGAUUGGUGCUAUGAAGCCAAGCAUGGGCCUGGCGAAGGCGGGGACCACAGCAGCACCCAGUGGGAUACCCGAAUCAGCUGUGGUCUCAGAGCCCAGAGCCACAGGGCAUGGCUGGAGCCCUGAGCUGCCUCCUUCUACCCAGGAGGCACAGACGGCCGUGGGCACCUCCCCAGCACUGCCCACUGCAGUGCCCGGCUCCUCAGGAACCACAGAGCUUCCAGCAGAGUCUGAAAGCCCUGAGUUUUUCAACACAGCCACUGCCUCCUCUGCCGCUGUCCCUCGGCCGCAUUCUACUGCUUACCAACCUGACGCCACUGAGGCCCCCUCCAUCAAAAUGCCAUCUACUGAUAAAUCCUUCACUCAGAUCCCAACCACCUCACACCCCACCCCAGAGAAGAACCUUGGACCUGAAGGUCAUUCCCUGGGAGCCACCACACAGAGCUCCGGGCCAGGGAACCCUCAGGGUGCCCAAGAGACAGUUCCCACGGUCGCUCACACAGACACCUUCCAGGACUGGGGACCUGGCAGUGUGGGCUAUGUGUCCUCGGCAGGGACCCCUAGCAGCGAGCCUGUGGCCUCAGGCAGCUGGGUGCCCAAGGCCGAGGAGCCCAUCCAUGCCACUGUGGAGCCCCAGAGGCUGGGCGUCCGCAUCACUCCAGUCCCUGACACCCAGGAGGCCACCCGAAGGCAGGCGGUGGGGCUGCUAGCCUUCCUUGGCCUCCUCUUCUGCCUGGGAGUAGCUAUGUUCGCCUAUCAGAGUCUCCAGGGCUGUCCCCGCAAGAUGGCAGGAGAGAUGGUAGAAGGCCUGCGCUAUGUGCCCCGGAGCUGUGGCACCAACUCCUAUGUCCUGGUGCCCGUGUGAGCCGCUGCUGCCACCUGCCUGCCUACACCCACUUAUUCCAUCCAUGAGCUGCCCCCUCACCCCCCAGGUUCCUACCCCUCCUCCCCCACCUCCCAUACAGCCAGGCCUAGGCUGGGAUCAUCCACAGACUCACAGAAGAGGCUGGUCCUCCCCAUGUGAAUUGCUCCAAGCCCAGGGCUGCCCUCGGCCGUUCUUGACCUCUUGGGGAAAGUAGGAACGACCUCUUACCCCACCCCACCCUGAAAUCUGGAAGCUCUCCUCUGCUGCUGGCUGGUUUGAGGUUCCUUCUGACACAGUCCCCACCCCAACCCCAUCAAACGGUUAUUUAUUGUGCACCCAGCCCCCUCUGGCCCGGGACUCCCCAGGACUCGCCAGGACUGUCAAGGUCCUGCAUCUCACAGGUGAGCAGCGGCCAGGACCUCUUGCCUGCUCCCUCCCACUCCUUCGUGUCUCCUGGUCCUGCUACACGCAUCCCUGCCCUUCCCUCCGCCCCCCCUCAAGGCCACUGCGGUGCUAUGUUCCCCAAGCCCCACCUGGGGACCAGUCUUGCCUUGCAUGAGGCUAGCAUGGGGCCUCCGGGGACCGCUCCCAGGAAGGCACUGUCCUCAGUGAGGCCUCAUGGGACAUGAAAAGGAGGGGACCCAGUGGCUUUGGUGCUCCUCCUCUCUGUCAGGCUGCUAAGGCACCUUGACAACAAGGCUUGAGGCUGGCAGGGCCUGACGCUUGCUUGGCGGUGAGACAUCUGCAUGCCAUUUCAGAGUGUGUCCUGCCUCUAGCCUCCAUUUGGCAAGGGCAUCCCCUCUGGAAUGGGAGGAGGGGUCAGUGGUUAUGACCGGAGCUAUGACAUCCCUACCUGGGUCCAGACCUCCUUUCUGCAGACCCCAAGGGCAGCCUCAGUAUGGAUUGCAGCAACACUGCCAUGGGGCCUGCAACCCAAGGGCAUCUGCAGGGGCAGCAGCGGGGAGUGCAAGGCCUGCCUUGUGCUCCCUAAGAUGGGGACUUGGCUGGGGCUUUGUGGGAGCUCGUUUCUGCCAGGUUCCCAGCCAGCCUCAGUGAUCGCCAGACACAUGUGUCCUUGAGGAGGCUGGGACUCCUGAGAGGUCCAGAAAAAAGCUCUGGGUGCAGUGACCCUCCCAGCUGUCCUUCUAGGGACUGACUGUAGGUGGCCUGGCUCGCGUCCCCCUUGGUCCCCUGCACCCCAGGCUCCUUCCCACGGCCUUGAGUCUCCUCCCACCUUGGUCAUCCCUGAAAACACUGUUCCUUGCAUUCCAGGAUUUCCUCCCCUCCCCCUUUCCCCACUAAAGCAGGGCCUGGAAUUUCCAUGGGUCUUAUGCAGCUAUGGUCCUGGCCUAGAGCCUGCACAUACCCUCCCUCCACUGUGCCAGAGAGGUGGAGGUCAUGGCCAUGAAGUUGGCAGGUCCCUCUUGACUGCGAAAAGGGACCCAAGCUAGCUGCAUGCCCCGUGGACCAGCACUAGGACCUUGCAGCUCUCCCCCUUUUGGAUCCUGAAGGCAGCUCAUCCCUCCCCUCGGACUAUCCCUAACAGUAACCUUUGCUCUCUCAUGGGCUGGGCUUCACCCAGGGGCCAGUGAUGCGGUCUCUGGCAGGUGCAUGCUCAGAAGAAACCCCAGCUCUACCCCUGACGGGGAGGAAGACCUGUGGUCAUGCCCACCUGCCCUUCAGCCUGGUGUGAGUGGUAUGCUCAGGGCCUGGCUCAAGUCACUGGUGAUGGCUCGGAGAGGACAGCAGGCCUGAUGCACUUUGACUCGGCUGCCCCAGGCUGGGAGAAACUGCAAGGACAGGACACCUGGAGAUGGAGUCCUUCCUUGCAAGGAAGCUGCUGUGAUUUAGUCCUGCAACAGACUUUGUGGGUUGCCCGCAGGCCUGACACGGUCAAGGGCAAUCUGGGAAGGACUUUGGAAGGACUUGGUUGACCCUUUUGCUCUCCCAACCCUCAUCACUAAUGUAUGUGUGCCAUUUUGUAUUUUAUUAAUAAAACUUAAAAGUCUUGUGAAUU